Molecule: messenger RNA, 2313 nt
Organism: Daldinia loculata
Lineage: Eukaryota; Fungi; Ascomycota; Sordariomycetes; Xylariales; Hypoxylaceae
Product: cation efflux family-domain-containing protein
Exons: 1
Coding region: 144-1646 (500 amino acids)
Biological process (GO): transmembrane transport; intracellular zinc ion homeostasis; zinc ion transport
Cellular component (GO): Golgi apparatus; membrane
Molecular function (GO): zinc ion transmembrane transporter activity
Source: RefSeq, a predicted model, not a curated record
CGAGCUAAUUGCGCUAACCUAUAGCUAACUACCCUUUUAAGCUAAGCUCAUAGAUUUUUUUCAUUUUGGCACAAUACCUUAUCUGGUCAACCGUAUAUACAUUUCUGAAUCGGGAUAAGCGCCAAUUGCCAAAUCGGUCGGGGAUGGCUCCCAGCAGCCUUGCACCACCGCCCAUAUCUAUCACUCCCGUUAUCAAGACUCCCGACGACGACAACGACGACGGCAACGGCAACGGCAGCGACGACGAUAGCCCUCAGGUGGACUUGGAUUACGCCUUGUACGAGCGUAGGAGCUUACUUACGCCCGACCGCGAUACUUUCUACGAUCCCAAUCGCUUAUCCCCUGUGGCUCCCACUUUCCAGAUCAACGACUUCUCCAGUCCUCCCAACAUGACGUCCAGCUCGGGCGGUCCCAACGAAAAUGCUUCGCCAAUAGAUAUCCCCAGCUCCUCCAAUGGCGCCCCGAAUCCUUUCAACUUCCAGACCCAGGUCAUCUCCACCUCCCCCGUCAAGCCAAACGUUGGCCAGCGCCGUGGCCACAAGUACAAGCACUCGAGUAUCAGCGCCCAGCACCAGAUCUUCCAAGAGCCGCCGCCACGUCCACCACUUGCUCUGCCGCGCGAUCUGCCUAUACCCACUGUAAAAGAGGCUUGGAAGUCUAUGUCCAAGGACCAGCGCCGCCGGCUGUAUUGGUGCAUAUGUCAUGGCGUCAUCGCCAUAUCCGUCUUCCUCUCCGCCCACGGCUCCCUCGCCAUGACAGCCCUCUCCCACCUAGUCUUAUUCGACGUCGGGUCCGCGCUGAUCUGCGUAGCCGUCGAGGUCCUAGGCAACUUCGAGGUGUGGAAACGGAGCAGCAUCCGGCACCCCUUCGGGCUAGAGCGCGCCGAGGUGCUCGCCGGCUUCGCCCUGAGCAUCUUCCUUAUCUUCGGCGGGUUUGACCUAGUCAGCCAUAACUUGAAGCACGUCCUUGAGGGCAAAGGCGGCCACUCGUCGCACCACCCCGAUCCCCACGAGGGACUGGCCCCUAGAGUCCCACUCGGAGACGUUGAUAUGGCGAGUCUAGCCGCCAUCAUCGCAACCCUCGUGAGCGCGUAUGGACUAAGAAACCACGCCCGCAUUAGCAAGGUCAUGCGUGUGAGCUACCUCGCCAGCCUGCCCAGCGUCCUCUCGAACCCCUUCCACUUUCUAACGCUCUCUACGUCCGCCCUUAUGGUCGUGCUCCCCCUUCUAUUCAUUCCCAUUGGUGUCCUUCUCGAUAGCACUAUCUGCGCUCUAGUCGCGAUAGCCAUGUUCGCACUCGGCCUUCGUCUCGCCAUAGCCCAGGGCCUGAUGCUGCUGAUGAGCUACGGUGGACGCUCCGGAUCCGGCCGGAACAAGGACGUCGGCGUCGCGGACGUGGUGCGUGAGAUCGAGGCCGAGCCGAGUGUUGAGCGGGUCGAGGAGGCACAGUUCUGGCAGGUGCAUUAUGGUCUCUGCAUGGCGAACCUCAAACUCUCGGUUAGCAGGGGCGCCGACGACGCGGCCAUAAGCCGCCUUCGCGCUCGUGUGUCGAGCUUGAUUCAGAAUCGUCUUGGCGAGGGGUACGGCAAGGGCGGCAGCUUGAGAUGGGAGGUCAGUCUGCAGAUGGGCACAGCAGGGACGUACUAGCCAGGUGGUAAGUAGUAGGUGUUGCUUUUCACGCGUAAUAUGGCUUUCUUGAGUUCGGAAGAAGAAAAAAAACCUUAGUAAUCGGGGUGUAUACAAUACAUACACAUACGCAUCAUGCAUAGAAUGCAUAAUGAGGGCGGUGUUGGCAUUGGCAUUGGCGUUGUCGUUGUCGUUAUCGUUGCUAGACCUAGAUAGGUACAUAAAAACCAGACUAGAGUAGAGUGUAUGAGGCGAGGGGGAAGGGGGGUAAGAGUGGAUGGCGCAUACGUCUUGAUACUUUUCGCUGUAUAUACCUAUAUCUUUUUUGGCGGCGAGGCUGUGUACAUACAUACAUGCAUAUUUUUAUAGCCUGUGAGCUUGAACGGGGCGCGGAAAAAUGAAAAAAAAAAAAAUAGUUACAAGAAACGGAACCGUGUUUACUUGUGUUUUAAGAGUACGGGAGCUUUUGGUGUGUAGUGAUGGUGAGAAUUGCUGUUGAGAGAUAUUGCGGUGCGCUAUAGUAAAAGGACAUUCGAGGAUACGGGGUGGAUAUCCUCCCCGUUGGUCUUGUAUAGAGCGAGGCAUAUAGAGCGUAGAAGGUGCUGAGCUAGAUGGAAGUAUCUAUCAGAUAUAUCGAAAACUACGAGGAACAGGUCAAGUAUAAGAUUGUAUAGAGCUAGCCAGCAUA